UAGCUUUUCCACAAACUGGACGUUGCGCGGAGAGACAAGUAUUUAUGUAGCACAACCUAAGAGGAGAGUCGCCUUAUGUGAUCAACCCGUCGUUUACAAGCCAAUUGUAUGCGACUUUGACGACGCUCACAUUUGAUUUUUUUUGUUGUUGUUCGCGAUUCAUCACUCUAGACGGAAUGCCCAUGUGUCCAGGUUGAAGUAUCUAACGUUAGCUACAGUAGCUAACCUGGAGAGCUGUGGACACUGGGACUGGCUUUUAUAGGCUAUCAUCAGUGGUUUGCAAAUUGUAUGCUGACAGACUUGGGUGGGGCUGUUUUGGAUGACACACAAUGAAAUAAAAGAAGAUAUUCUCAGGAUAUAGCUAUCUACUCAACCUAGGGAUUCAGAACACAAUGACCAAGCCCGAAUCGAAGAGGAGCGGCGUGGCUCUUGUCACUGGCAAACCUGCCAAUGCUGCAGAGGAGAAGGUCAAUAAUGGCUCAUCUGACCCUUCAGUGUCCGGUUCUCCCCACCACGCAUUGACCCCGGCGACUCCAACCAAACACAAAUCUGCAAAACAAGUCUCCCGAGACAACCUUUCUAGACGAAACACUGAGUCUGAAGUAUUCGACGAUGGAACCAACACCUUUUUCUGGAGAGCACAUACAGUCACUGUGCUUUUCAUUCUCACGUGCGUGUUGGUCUAUGUCACUCUGUUGGAGGAGACACCCCAGGAUACGACGUACAACACGAAAAGAGGGAUUGUGGCCAGCAUCCUAGUGUUCCUCUGCUUUGGAGUGACACAAGCCAAAGAUGGCCCAUUCACCAGACCACAUCCAGCAUACUGGCGCUUCUGGCUAUGUGUCUCCGUUGUCUACGAGCUAUUCCUUAUCUUUGUGCUGUUCCAGACGGUCCGUGAUGGGAGACAGUUUAUGAAGUACAUUGACCCCAAACUGGGGGUAGCCCUGCCGGAGAGGGACUAUGGCGGCAACUGCCUCAUAUACGACCCGGGGAACACCACCGACCCCUGGCAUAACAUCUGGGACAAGAUGGAUGGCUUUGUCCCCGCUCACUUUCUUGGCUGGUAUAUUAAGACACUUGUGAUCAGAGACUGGUGGAUGUGUAUGAUCAUCAGCGUGAUGUUUGAGUUCCUGGAGUACAGUCUGGAGCACCAGCUUCCCAACUUCUCUGAGUGCUGGUGGGACCAUUGGAUAAUGGAUGUGCUGGUGUGUAAUGGCCUGGGGAUCUACGCUGGGAUGAAGACCUUAGGCUGGCUGUCUAUGAAGCCCUACCAGUGGCAGGGACUGUGGAACAUCCCCACAUACAAAGGGAAGAUCAAGCGCAUGGCCUUCCAGUUCACACCCUACAGCUGGGUCAAGUUUGAGUGGAAGCCUGCCUCUAACCUACGCAGGUGGCUGGCUGUCCUGGGAAUCAUCUUCAUGUUCCUGCUGGCGGAGCUGAACACCUUCUACCUGAAGUUUGUGCUGUGGAUGCCUCCGGAGCACUACCUGGUGUUGCUUCGCCUCGUCUUCUUUGUCAACGUGGGUGGAGUGGCCAUGAGGGAGAUCUACGACUUCAUGGACGACCCGAAGUUCUAUAGGAAGCUGGGGCAGCAGGCGUGGCUGGUGGCGGCCAUCACUGUGACCGAGUUCCUCAUCGUAGUCAAAUACGACCCCAGGACCAUCAUGCUGCCCAUCCCCUUCUUCGUCACCCAAUGCUGGUUCCUGGGCAUCGUCCUCAUCCUCAGCUGGACAUUGUGGCGCUUCUUCAUCCGUGACAUCACUCUCCGCUACAAAGACGCUCGCCGACGGAAGCAGGAGGUCACAGGGGACUGUGGCCGUCCCCAUGGCAACGGUGGCACGGCAACCCCGUCGGGACGCAGCAAACUCAACGGCAUCUCCGAGUCUCUCCGACACAGGAAGUCCUGAGAGGCGGAGCCUGCCGCUGGUAGGGGGUGGGGAAAGGGACAAAAAAAAAAGAGCCGCAAAGCGCUGCAGCGCCAUACACACGCAGGGCACCUGGAUCACAAGUGUAGAGGUGUGUCUGGGGGAAGGGGGAUGUUGUUCUUGUGCCUACCUGAACAGUGUCAUAGUCAUUCCUGUGCUGGCUUUUCACUGUUAACACUAAUCACAGAACAAAACACCGAACAGGGAUUUGGGGUUGUGGUGUCAGCUAGCUAUCCCAUACUACAGGGAUUUACCUCAUGUACGUUCAUUGUGUAAUCGUGCUGGGAAAUUUACGGGGGCGAUUUUAUUAUUCUAUGUUAAUUUAAUUGGGUCCAAAUUUUUACUUUUUUUUUGCAAAACUGGGAUCACAAAGGGUAUUGGGUUGGGACAGAUGAUGGAUUUUGUUUUCACGUGGCAGAAUUAUGUUAACUUAAAAUGUAAUCAGGAUGAAGUAAGGGUUGGGAGGGAGAGGAACUGAACCCCCCCAAGGGGCCAGCAAACAUACUUACAAGCUAAAUAACAGACAAAACUUUGAACAAAUCCAUGUUCAAGCCAUUUUCUGCUAAAGCAGGGUUUCCCAAACUCGGUCCUGGGACCCCCCUGGGUGCUUGUUUUUUCCUCUAGCACUACACAGCUGACUCAAAUGAUCACCGUUUGAUGAGGAGUUGGUUAUUUGAAUCAGCUGUGUAGUGCUAUGGCAAAAAACAGAACGUGCACCCAGGGGGGCACACCAGGGUUUGGGGAAACCCUGGUCUAAACCAUUUGGGCUGUGCCACUCAACCUGCGCUAGGGAAAUUAAGUCCCAAUGCCGUGGAUUGCAAUCGUUAUAUCCUAGUAACAUGUGGUAAUGAUGGCUGAAACAUGACAGACGAUGGUAUUCAAACCAAAUUGGAUGCAAAGGAGGGAUGCAAAGCUGGCCAAAACGAGCUUUAAAUACAGAAUGAACAUCUGUACAAUUCAAAAAUAUGCUUAAAGAAUGCAGGGCACACACAGCCAUUGGAGAAAUGUGAACCAUGUCUGACACACCUGUAUUUAAUUAGGCUCUUUAACGUCUUAAUUAAUCACUCUGGCGUCUUCAUGGGAAAUGCGUCUCAGAAUAGCCAAAAGCCAGGGGACUGGUAACAAUUAGUGUGGGCUUUCAAGUUGAAGUGGUAGCUACAGUAUUAUAUAACCCUUUGGCCCUCGCCGCACUGUUCAUCAUGGGUGACUCAAGCCUCAAUGACAUGAAGGGACUGAGAGGCGUCCACAUUGUGGAUGUUGGCUACAGACUUAAUCCACUUGUUGGUGAUCACCCUCCCAAUAAAUAAGGGGGAGAAAAAAAGCACAUCACAAAGACGAGACUAAAGUGGGCAGCAUUUGCACUGCUCAGGGCUCAAUGGUGACUCUUGCUGGGAUAUGAACUUCGGCACCUUGAUUCCAUGUGUAAUUACAAGCACCAUCCAAUGUAAAAUAACUAGUUGUGAGUCGCAAUAGGUGUUUGUGUGUGUGUCACUGGAUGGAGAGUAGAAGACUUGUGCUAAAUAGUUCCAAACUGCCUGAUGUGACCUAGAACAUGCUUAAUGCCAUUUAUAAUAUAUUGUGAAUGUAAACCAGCAGCUCUAAACCUUAAAAUAAGGCGGCUUCUCAUUAAACACCAAUUAUUUAACAUGUUAUGUGGUGGUUAUAAACUGGGCUGUAGUGCAACGUAGAAUCAGAGGAGUUUGCCAUUGAAGUCUAUAUAUAUAUAUAUAUAUAUAUAUUUUCUCAAAAGUUUCCUUUUUUAAUCGUAAUGCUCCUUCCUCUCUCCUUCCAGAAAUGUUUCUGAAAAUUAUGGCGUGUGUAUAUUUGUCUGUAUAUUU
Molecule: messenger RNA, 3763 nt
Organism: Oncorhynchus gorbuscha (pink salmon)
Lineage: Eukaryota; Metazoa; Chordata; Actinopteri; Salmoniformes; Salmonidae
Gene: ptdss2
Product: phosphatidylserine synthase 2
Exons: 13
Coding region: 393-1907 (504 amino acids)
Biological process (GO): phosphatidylserine biosynthetic process
Molecular function (GO): L-serine-phosphatidylethanolamine phosphatidyltransferase activity
Source: RefSeq, a predicted model, not a curated record